This is a messenger RNA of Xenopus laevis (African clawed frog), 2526 nucleotides long. It is a transcript of the gene tmem151b.S, whose product is annotated as transmembrane protein 151B. Bases 595 to 2130 code for a protein of 511 amino acids. The record is from RefSeq and is a predicted model, not a curated record. The transcript is spliced from 2 exons. NCBI's taxonomy places the organism in Eukaryota, Metazoa, Chordata, Amphibia, Anura, Pipidae.
AGAUUGGCGCUUUGGAGAGGAGGGAACAGCGUGAGGUCACUGUGUAUCACAUAUUACAGCAGCUCCUGCAGAAGGUAAACAUGAAAAGCUGCUUUAAGGAAGCCGCUGGAUGUUAAUGGAAUGUGUGUGUGAGAGAGGGAAGAGAUAUGUCCAGCUCUGAUUGAAUGCUGAGGAGAAGAGAAGGGGGUGUGCACACAACUGAGACAUCACAGAGGAAAGAGCCGUGUGUUUUCCCCUCUUUAUCGCUUAUUACCUGCCUUUGCCUGAAGUUCCUUCAGCAGUGAGCGUCAGGCUCCAGUCUACUUUGCCCGUGUGCCAUUUCUGCCUGUGCAGAUAAGGUGACCCCUCUUAGCCCCCAUGGAGGGGCUGUGGCACUGGGGGCUUCUGCCUUCACCCUCCCCAAUCUCUCUCCAUAGGAAUGGGGGCCAGGAAAGGGACAAUGGGUGUGAGGAACCUGUUCCAGCUGUGGGAUUGAUGGGGUGCAGACUGCAGCAUUGGCUGGGAGCUCCCUGUACCAAGUGAUUGUUUCUUCUAGGGAACAGGAUCUGAUACACACCAGCAACGGGGUGACCGGGAGGCAUAGCAUGGCAAAGGAUGUCUGCUGAGGGGGAACCUGCUGAGUCAGUGUCAGAGACCCCUGCAAGUAGCCUAGGGGAAGAGGCGGCAGCCCCGACUGAUGUGGAUGUGAGAGAAGAGCAGCGGCCAGAGAAACAGUCACUGAGUGCCUCUAUGUGCCGGGAGUCCCACUGGAAAUGCCUUCUACUCUCCAUCUUCAUGUUUGUUUGUCUUGGUGCGGUGACUUGGUGCCAGGUAACGAGUGUGACCAAGCUCAGCUUUGAUAGUUCCCUUAAGGGCAGAUCCAUGAUCUACCAUGGAAGUCCUUGCUCAGAUGGCUAUGUCUACAUCCCACUGGCUUUCCUUGCCAUGCUUUAUGUGGUCUAUAUGGUAGAGUGCUGGCACUGCCAUGCCAGGAGUGAGCUCCAGAAUAAGGCAGAUAUUAGCAGUGUUCACGAUCAGAUACAACGCAUGAGGCAAGCUACACCGUGCAUAUGGUGGAAGGCCAUCAGCUAUCACUUUGUCAGACGCACAAGACAAGUUACUCGCUAUCGUCAUGGUGAUGCCUAUACCACCACCCAGGUCUACCACGAGCGUGUUAAUACCCAUGUUGCUGAGGCAGAGUUUGAAUACUCUCAUUGUGGCAUAAAAGACAUCUCAAAGGACUUAUUAGACUUGGAACGCCAUCCUGCCACCAAAUUAGAAUUCACAAAGUGCUUCAGCUUCGCCAGUGUGGAGUCAGAGAGUUCAUAUCUUACCCAGCGUGCUCGGUUCUUUACAGAGAUAGAAGGGCUGGAUGACUACAUGGAGGCAAGGGAAGGAAUGCAACUAAAAAACGUGGACUUCAAAGAAUUAGUAGUUGCUUAUGUGGAUUUAGAAAAGCUGCCAUGGUAUGUGUCUCAUUAUGCUUUCUGGGUAGCUGCACUGCUCAUGUUGUCUUGGCCUCUAAGGGUUUUUAUUGAAUAUCGGACAGCUCAUGUUCACUACCAUAUUGAGAAACUGUUGGGAUUGGAAUACAGAGCAUCUUCUACUGGAGACGAGCCCAUAUACAGAUUCAGAAUGCCCAGAGUAAGUACUUUGGACAGCACCGAACUAGAAUGGCAUAUCUGUACCAACCGACAACUGAUCCCAAGUUAUUCAGAGGCAGUCUUGAUGGACCUUACAGACGCAUCAUUAUGCAAUGGCUACUCUUCUUGUGGUUACCGAGGUGUUCUUCAAGCCUGUGAAGGCUGCAACAGAGCAUCCAGCUGUUCUUCAAUCUUCUCUCGCCAUGCUAUACACAGCUGUAGUGCAGGCCCAUCUCACCUCUCCCUUAGUACCAGCCGUUUUUCUCUCUGCCGGCUGCAUGGUUCCCAUAGGACAGGGCUCUGGAGGAGCCGCAGUAGCAGCCUGGCAGACCGUGGGUGCCCAGAUGAACGAUGCUGCUCUUACUCUAGCCAACUUGCCCUCAAUGAAAACCCACCAACAUACCACGAUGCCCGUUUUUUCCCUGUACUUAUAGCACAUCGACAGGAAGGGUGCCAAACCAGGAACUUCUGCCUUCUUCGCUCCUCUUGCAUGGAGACAUCUUUAUGAUAGAAUUUUGUAAGAUCCAAAUGGUACAGUCAUGAUUAGAAACAGUGGGGGUCAUUUAUCAACACUGGGCAGUAACCCAUGGCAACCAAUCAGAUUGCUGCAUUCAUUGUUCUCCUUGCAGCUGGCUUUAAAAAGCUAAUCACUGAUUGGUUGCUAUAGGUAACUGCCCAUGGGCAAAUUUGCCCAGUGUUGAUAAAUGAGCCCCAAUGACUUUACUGUAGAAGUGCAAUAGGACAGUUUCUUACAAUUUACUUAUUACACAUGCUGAAUAGCUAAAGCCCAUUAUACACAAAUUUACAUAGCUCAGUAUUCUGAGAAGUGGCAAUGUUACAGCAAUAUACUCCUCUGUGUUAUAUCACUCUGUGGCCAGGAAUAAAUUAGUUUUACAAUGAAAGA